Molecule: messenger RNA, 2880 nt
Organism: Penicillium diatomitis
Lineage: Eukaryota; Fungi; Ascomycota; Eurotiomycetes; Eurotiales; Aspergillaceae
Exons: 1
Coding region: 1-2880 (959 amino acids)
Source: RefSeq, a predicted model, not a curated record
AUGGGUUCUUCAGCCGUUGAUCCCGAAAGCUCACUUCCGCUGGCCAUGUUGGAGCUUAUUAGGCCGCAGGCAUCACCGCCGCGACCACAAGCACGCUCAGCAGGCAUGGCCGAGAGGCCAUCUCGCAAUGAGAAUUUGUCAGACCUAGUGCGAUUCUUUCAGACAAGUGAAGCGGAGCCCUCCCCCCGUCCGAACCCGACGCCAAUUCCAACUUCUCCAGAAAGCACUACCGCUUUACCUGUCGUCGCCGAGACAAGACCGUCAAUCGAACCCCCGACGGAGCCGACAAAGGAUGCGAAGCCAUUGCGCCGCCGCUUCCUCCAAUUCGCUCAACGUCAGAAGAAGGACUCCUCCGCCAAAUCAAAGUUAACCGAUAACCAGCGUCAGAUUGAAGCACUUCAACGGGAAGGAUACCUUCUGACGGCCCCUAAGCCAAAGAGCACACGGUCAUCGAGAACCAGCAUCAGCUCCAAAAACAGCCUGGAAAGGACCUACUCUAGAUCCAAGAAGCAGGACGUGGAAACUAUUGGACAGCCAUGGCUAGAGACGGACUCGAAGCGAGGCUCCUCGGAAUUCAAGCAACACCUGGCCCCGCUUAACUUGGGCGAUUUUGGAUCCAUGGUCGAUGUAGCCGUGUCAUUAUCCAAGCAAGAGGAAGACCUGUCGCCUCCACCCUAUCAGCCUCCGUCUUCGAGCAAAAUAACCAUCAAUCCAGGCAAUCAGGGCUCUUCAGAUGUCUCUGCGUACGCCCGGCCCGACACGGACAAUACGCUGUCUUCGCCCAUGUCCACGGCCGCAACUCACGGCAGCCCCUCUCCGCAGGAGCAUGCCCGGCAACUUUCUACUUCCACAAGCUCAACUAGGCGAAUCCUGGAUCCUGACAUCAAGCCCCCUCCUCGAAUGCCGAGACUGAACUCCGUCGAAUUUCAGGCAGGGUCGUCCACUGCUUCCUUAGUCUCUGAUGGCUCAAGAUCCGAGCCAUUUGUUGAAAAUCUCAAAAAGCCUGGCCAAGCUUCUGAGAAUUCUUCCCAGAGCUCACCGGGAGGCUUGUCUUCCCAGCCAUCGUUGAAGCUCUUUCCGGACGUGGCACCCGCACGCAUGCCUAGUAAGAAUUCACUCAAUGCUUUGCCGAUACCCCAAUACCAGCGGUCUCCCCGUCCUCCCGCGUCUGCAAACUCGUCGACCAACGUAUCACCCAUGGGCCCCAAAUCCGCAAAUGUCAGGCUGUCAGAUGAUUCAUCCACGAAAUCCAAUGUUGAAGGAGAGCGAAAAAUGUCUGGCGCGACUGCUACGUCAACAACCUCCUCUACAUCGAGCGAAACCCAAUACGCUUCUUCUGUAAGAAGUGGGAAGACCAAUGCACCUGAACUUCCAAUUUCACCAGCGACAAUGGGUACCCUACAGGCGUUCCCCCUGCCAGCACCGACUCGACCUCUGCCAUCGCUGCCUCAACCUGCCCGGGCACCCCCAUGUAUUCCAGCGGCGCAGCGCGUUACAGCAGAACUCGCUAUAUUACCGCCACUCAAAGCCCCCGAAUCAAAAUAUCCCCAUCCUUCUCCUAUUGCAGAGGAGCCUCGUGAGCUCACUCCUAAGGAUGCAUUACACUAUCAAUCGUCUUUGGCUUCGCGCUCUACAAUUGACCCAGAAAGCAAAGAUGAGCAAGGAUCGGAACUUGACUCUGAAAGCCCUAGCCCCGCAUACAUUCUGGAUGUUUCGAAGUCGAGUCUAUCACAGCUCGGUGCGGUAGGGCGACGAGCUCCUAGCAUUCGAAUCCCGAAGAUGCAGGAUGAUCGAGAGCAUCCAAGCAACAAUGAAGCCGAUGGAUUGGCUUUGGCUGAUUCUCCGUUACUGGGUCGAGCAAAUAGCAUGGAAGCGAAUGGCAAGCGUGCGGCUCGUAAACCGCUUGAAAUUGACUCGACAAAUGUUCGACUGGAUCCAACUCACCUGCCAUUCGGGUUACCUUCACCACCACCUACCGCGGCCCUUCCAUCAGAUCCUCCUUCGCAACUCCAUCCCGAUCCAUCUGCCGAAAGGAGAAAGAUCACAGCCUCCGUAUCAGCGGGCGGGCGCGCUCUCAAGGCAGUGGAUGGUCAAUAUAAUGCCAGUCACCACCGAGCGUCCAUGGUAUCUCGGAGCAACAGUUCUCGUAGCAGCCUUCGACAUGAAAGCAUCCCAGAAUCAACUGAGCCAAGCCACUCAGAAUCACCGUUACCCUCUUCGGAUGACGAGGGAUUCGGGCCCAAUACAGGAACGAGCAGAGCUCGUUGUGCAGCAAGAAAGAUUUAUAGGCUGCCACAUUCCCUACAUCAAGGCUACGCAACAGUGGGCUCAAGACCUAGCCACAGUCGACCCCGGUAUGCUGAGUCUGUUCGAUCACAGACCCCGCAGGGCCGUAUGGGUAGAAGUCUAGACAAGAGUGCCAUUUCCCCCCAGUCCAAUUAUUCUCACUCAACUCAUCGCUCUCGCGACUCGCGGAGUUCGCACCAGACACAAGCAGCGGCCAGUCAGAUGGCGCACUUUCUCGAAGAUCGAGUUGCUCAUCUAGAACGUCAGAACCAAGUGCUUCAGGCAGCCCUCUUUGCCGCUCUCAAUGCCGGUGGGAAGAGUCCGUUCGAUGGAUUGAGCGAUCUAGAGCGGUCUUCCCAUAUGGCUCAACCACGCUACACAAAUCCAUACCAGGCAAGAUUCACUGCUCGUCCCGAUAGUUGGGUCGGCUCUACUCAUAGUAGCGAGCACAGUGGGGGCUUUGACCCUUCGGCUUCGUGCCAGGACAAUCGGUCUCACUUACGACAGCUUGAUAAUAUGAUUGAAGAUAUUGAGGGUGGCUGGAUGUCUGACAAAUCCAGUCUCGCUGGGGUGCGAAUGACGAGACCUCAGUGA